AAAGAGAUUUUAGCGAAUAAGGUGUCGUAAUCCAGGCGGCAAACACUAGCAAAUGGAAAGAGCAACCAGGCUUUGAGAGUGGCAGGUGGGAGUGGUUGCCUCGCGCUAAGAUAGAAAAUUUCACGGCAUGUAAAAAAAAACUGCCCUUUCUCUUCCUUCUCUUUCUUUCUCCCCACGUUAUUCUCAACGAACACAUAACUGUCAAAUACAACACUCAAUUCCUAGGAUCUAAUAGCGCUCUCUUGUUCGAGAGCCUUGAUUCUAGUUUUUUUACAAAGUUCAUCACUCACUUUCAGUUAACCACUACAAUAUCCCCGCGGGAUUGUUUGUGGUUUUUUUUAACUCGACCUUGCCAACUCAACCCCACUGUCAAACCGAUCGCAGCGCCAGAGCCUGUGAUCACCCAUUUCAACUUUCGCAAUCAUGGCUUCUAAAGGUGGCUUGGAGGAGGUUCCUGAGGGACAGAUCGAGUCUAACUAUGACGAGGUCACCGACUCCUUCGAUGCCAUGAAUCUCAAGCCCGAGCUUCUUCGCGGUGUUUACGCUUAUGGUUUCGAGCGCCCUUCUGCUAUCCAGCAGCGCGCUAUUAUGCCGGUCAUCAAGGGCAACGAUGUCAUUGCUCAAGCCCAGUCCGGUACCGGUAAAACCGCUACCUUCUCCAUCUCCGCUCUCCAGAAGAUCGACAGCAGCCUCAAGGCUUGUCAGGCUCUUAUCUUGGCCCCUACUCGUGAAUUGGCCCAGCAAAUCCAGAAGGUCGUUGUUGCCAUUGGUGACUUCAUGAGCAUCGAGUGCCAUGCUUGCAUUGGUGGUACCAAUGUCCGUGAGGACAUGAAGGCCCUCCAGGAUGGUCCUCAGGUCGUUGUCGGAACCCCUGGUCGUGUCCAGGACAUGAUCCAGCGCCGUGUCCUCCGCACCGACAACAUCAAGAUGUUCGUCCUUGAUGAGGCUGAUGAGAUGCUUUCCCGUGGUUUCACCGAGCAAAUCUACGACAUCUUCCAGCUCCUUCCUCAGUCCACCCAGGUUGUCCUGCUUUCCGCUACCAUGCCCCAGGACGUUCUUGAGGUUACCACCAAGUUCAUGCGCGACCCCGUCCGUAUCCUUGUCAAGAAGGACGAGCUUACCCUUGAAGGUAUCAAGCAGUUCUACAUUGCCGUCGAGAAGGAAGAGUGGAAGCUCGAUACUCUCUCUGAUCUCUACGAGACCGUCACCAUCACCCAAGCCGUUAUCUUCUGCAACACUCGCCGCAAGGUUGACUGGCUCACCGACAAGCUCACUGCCCGUGACUUCACCGUUUCUGCCAUGCACGGUGACAUGGAGCAGUCCCAGCGUGACGUUAUCAUGAAGGAGUUCCGCUCCGGUUCUUCUCGUGUCUUGAUUGCCACCGACUUGUUGGCUCGUGGUAUCGAUGUCCAGCAAGUUUCCUUGGUCAUCAACUACGACUUGCCCGCCAACCGUGAGAACUACAUCCACCGUAUCGGUCGUGGAGGUCGUUUCGGUCGUAAGGGUGUUGCCAUCAACUUCGUCACCGCUGACGAUGUCCGUAUGAUGCGUGAAAUUGAACAAUUCUACAACACUCAGAUCGAGGAGAUGCCCAUGAACGUUGCUGACCUCAUCUAAAAUCCCUUCUGUCAUUCUUAUGUGUCCUGAUGACUAGAUCAGAUUAUGCAAAUGAUCAUUUGGGACAUCUAAUCAGUUCGGCUUGGAUCCAGCUGGUUUUGGAAAAUAAAUUUCAAAAGUGGCUUUUUCAUGCAAUGCUCCUGCAGAGGCCUUAUGCAAUAGGUGUUGGCAGGUUCCCGUAUUUCCUUUGUCAUCUUCCCCUUUUUCUUUUUUCUCUCUUGUUUCAAGUUUCAUACCGUUGAACAUUUAUGCUAUUCAUGCUUCGUGUUUGAGACAUUUACGGAUGCGUUUAGUCUUUUCUUCUUUUUUCUUUCCCGCUAUGUAUCCUGACGCUUUGCUCUUGCAUAAAGUAUGUGUAUUUUUGCAUACAUGACUGCGAGACGAAGUUAUGAACGAUGUUGCCUGGGCUCCUCGAGAUCUUUUUCUGUUUGUUCAGGUCAAAAAGAGCUAUAGACAGAGGAGUCAAACUAGGCGAAUGGACGAAUGACGAUAAUGACACGGGGUGGUAGUAUACCGGCUUGUUAGCAAGAGAUAGAGGUAAAUGCCAUUACUGUUCUUUU
Talaromyces stipitatus ATCC 10500 is the source of this 2177-nucleotide messenger RNA. RefSeq names its product eukaryotic translation initiation factor 4, putative. The coding region runs from base 424 to 1617 and encodes 397 amino acids. The record is from RefSeq and is a predicted model, not a curated record. Lineage: Eukaryota; Fungi; Ascomycota; Eurotiomycetes; Eurotiales; Trichocomaceae. Gene Ontology annotation, molecular function: RNA binding; ATP binding; RNA helicase activity. The transcript has 5 exons.